AUGUCGUUCUUUGGCUUUGACCCCACCCGCGGUCACUCGGCGAACGCGCCCGGCUUUGGCCAGACGCACGAUGCCUUUGCUGCGCUCGGUGGAGGGGCACAUGAUGACGAUGCCAUCGACUUCGAAGAGACGUACGACGGCCUAGGUAAUCGCAUGGACGACGCCGACGAUGCCUUCAACGACGACACGUUCGGCGAUGGUCCGGCCACCCAGCAGUCGAUUGGCAAAGACUUUGACUUCGCUGGUCAGACGUCCAAGAUUGCAGACACCAUGCAGGAGGAGCAGAUGCUCUACCAGGCUCGCCAGAAGCCUGUCCAGCAGAGACCGCCGGUUCCGCAGGCUUCCAAGCCCACUCGCACGGGCUACGAAAACUACAAGGACCCCGAGUACAUUCCCCAGCUGGAGGCGCGUGCCGACAUCUGGGGCCUGAAGCCCAAGCAGCCUGCCCCGCAGAGGCAGCCCGAGCCACAGUAUGCCCCGCAGAGGCAGUUUGAGCCACAGUACGGUACACCCCCUCAGUACGCGAACCAGGCACCACAAAUUGCACCAGCGAGGAAGUUGAUGAGCUUGGAGGAGGUCGAGGCUAUGAUGCGGUCGCAGGGUGCGGGCAAUGCGUCUCCCUUGGUUCAUGCAGCACUGCCGCAGGGCCCUCCCGCUCAUGCCUACCCGCCACAGCAGUUUGCUCAUGGUCAGCCGCCGUUUCCCGGUAUGCCAGGCGGUAUGCCAGGUGGUAUGCCUGGACAGUUCGCGCCUCAGAUCCUGCAACGGCCCCAACAGCAACAGCAGCACCAGCAGCAUAUGCAGCAUCAGGGUCCACCAAGGGCACAGCAGGUUCAUGCUGAGCUGCCUGGCCAACCUCAACACCCCACCAUCUUGCAGCGACAGAGACAGCCGCCCAACGAGCCAGCCGCCCAGCAGCAGCAGCAGCAGCGAAAUGCACCGCCGCCGGCCCAGGCUCAAGGCCCACCAUCUCAGCCCCGACAGAUUCUGCAGAACCCCAACCGCCUUGCUGGCGCCGGCCAGCCAAUGGCCCAGUCCAGCUCGCCAUCCCAACGUGGGCAGAUGCAGGGGCAAGGCAGAGGCCCGUCUUUCUCUGGAAUGGUCAUCACCCAUCCGGAGCAGCUGCUUCAACUUUCCGAGACAGAGCGUGCGGCUUUCCUCGAGGAAGAUGCUAAGCGAGCUAAGAGGAACCACAAGAUAGCUCUACUGGCCAAGGACAACGGCCUGAUGACACCCCAAGACAAGAACUUCAUCACGCGCAUCCAGCUGCAACAACUGAUGACUGCUACCGGCAAUCUGGAUGAGAGAGGACCCGAAGCUGCCAUUGCAGAGGACUUUUACUACCAAGUUUUCAGCCAGAUUCGCGGUGCUCCUCGCCAGAACCCCCAGCAGCCAGCAAAUCAGUUCGCCCAGACAUACCUGUUCCAAACCAACAACCGAUUUGGAAAUCGUAGGAAUGGACGCGGAGGUGACAACCACAUGCAACGUAUGGAGCAGCAGAUUCAGCGAGCGGUCGAGGCAGCCAAAGCCAGGCCCAAAGCAAAGCAGCUUGUUGUUGAGGGCAGCCUAGGAAAGAUUGCGUUCAGCAACUCGAAAACCCCUCGACCUCUGCUCAAUCUGAAGCGACCCGAAACUAGCGACAAAUACCCCAAGCACAAGUCUUCCAAGGCUGACCGGAAAGAAGCGUUGCGCAAUAUCGAAGCCGUCUACUUCACGCUUAUGCAAAUGGAGGAUCACGCCCGAGCUCUGCCCCCACCAAUCAAUGAGAGCAGCAAUCCAGAGGCCAUCCAGGCACACAUGGAGUGGCGGUCGAAGAUCGAGGCUCUACACAGGAAGCUCUGGCAAAACACCAAGAUCAUGGAGCCAAUCAACCCUCACACAACAACACCACACCCGUUCAUCUCAAUCCUUUCUCACGCCAAAGGAAAGAAGGCCAUCCCUCGUCUCUUCCGCCACAUCGACGAGCAGGAGCGUAUCACGGUCGUCACUAUGAUUGUUGUUCAUCUAGACGGUCUUGCUGUGGUCAGCCAGGCCAUCGCAACACCCGAGGAGCCAGUGAGCGCAGCUAUCCGCGAGGAAGUUGAACUCUUCUCGCAAACGGUAAUGCCGCCACUCUUCGCGCACAUCUCAGAGUCGCCGCUCAACAUCAUUGUCGGCCUUCUCGGCCUUGUUCUGGAUCGUACCAACCUACACAUCGUGGCUAGGAGCAAGAUUGGUCUGUCUCUGCUUACGAUCCUCAUCUCUCGUGCAGAGUUGUUGAAGCAGUCUGCUCCUGAGAUGGAGGCCGCAGAUUGGGAGCAAUGGACUGAACUUUACAACCGCCUAUUUGAUAUGAUCGAGCCCGUCCUUCCCUUCAUCUUCCCUGGAUCUAUCAACGAUACAGAUGACAUGUACAUCUGGCAGUUCUUGGCUGCUAUGGGAGUAGGUGCCAGCCCGGAGCAGCAGCAGAGACUUGUUCUCGGCGUCAAGGACCGCGUUAUGGAGACAGUAUCUGUAAGCAAGGCUCUGCCCGCCGAGAUGGCAGGAGCCCGACUGGCCAACGUGAACCUCUUCAUGAGAGCCAUCGGAUUGGACGUGGAGUUGCUUGGAUGA
Messenger RNA from Dothidotthia symphoricarpi CBS 119687, 2592 nucleotides. RefSeq lists its product as uncharacterized. Gene Ontology annotation, molecular function: RNA binding. The record is from RefSeq and is a predicted model, not a curated record. The transcript has 3 exons. Bases 1 to 2592 code for a protein of 863 amino acids. NCBI's taxonomy places the organism in Eukaryota, Fungi, Ascomycota, Dothideomycetes, Pleosporales, Dothidotthiaceae. Gene Ontology annotation, cellular component: P-body. Gene Ontology annotation, biological process: deadenylation-dependent decapping of nuclear-transcribed mRNA; P-body assembly.